This is a messenger RNA of Sander lucioperca (pikeperch), 1855 nucleotides long. Its product is annotated as CD209 antigen-like protein C. Lineage: Eukaryota; Metazoa; Chordata; Actinopteri; Perciformes; Percidae. The record is from RefSeq and is a predicted model, not a curated record. Bases 177 to 935 code for a protein of 252 amino acids. The transcript has 8 exons.
AUGUAAGCGUAUUUUAAGUUAAGUGGGACUUUUUGUCUAACAGUAACAAAUGUAUUAGGAUGUGCAUCUGUCUUAUUGGUUUGUGCUGCAGCCACUUCCUGUGUUAAAGGAGUGACCAACUUAAAGACAGACAGUGAGACGGAGAAUACGUUCACUUCAGUUUUCAGUUUGUCAAGAUGUCUGCAGAUACUGUCGCUGCUCCACGUUUGAGCCUGAAUGUGAGAUAUAACAGAAACGUCCAAGAGAACAGCAGAGAGGAAGAGGAGAGUCAGGUGGAGAUCUUAGAGGAUGAAGAGCAUCACGCUGAUCUCAGGCAACAAAGAGCCAGACCACACACUCAAAACAACCCUGCAGCCAACAACAGAAGGUGUUUCAGAGCUACUGCAGUGACUCUGGGAGGGUUUUAUCUUCUGAUAUUGGCUGGACUCUUCAUUCGCUUCACUUUGCUGCAGACCAGAUAUGAGAUGCUGAAGACCAGAUACAACCAACUGAGCAACAACUACAGUCAGUUACAGGAUGAAGUAAAGCAGCUGAAGAACAGAACUGAAAUUGUUGAAGUCUGUCCUCAUGGAUGGACAAGAUUUGGAUGCAGUUGUUACUUUAAAUCUAAAGAGAAGGACUAUUGGGAUGGAAGCAGAGCUGACUGUAAGAAGAGAGGAGCAGAUCUGGUUGUCAUAAACAACGAAGAGGAACAGAAGUUUGUCUCUGAGCUGAGUAAGGAUGGAGAGUCCUGGAUUGGUCUAUGGGAUGAAAGGAGACAAGCAGAAUGGAAAUGGGUGGAUGGAUCACUGCUGACAGAAACGUUCUGGGCAGCAGGACUGCCUCACUAUGACACUUACCUGUCCGCUGCAACAUGCUGCGAUCAACAAGGAAAAUGGACACAAAAUAGAUAUUAUGAAACUAAGAAGAGGAUUUGUGAGAAAAAGAUUCUUUGAACUCUGUGAUGACAUAGAAGUGUGUAGUGUUGGGAUCAACUUUGUCAAAUCAGACCAAUUCUUUAACAUUUGCUCAGCUGUUUAUUCUGUGUUGCUAAAUAACCUGGAUUACAGAGAUAUUGUUCCUCUGCCCUUCAUAGUGCACAAUCUGGUUAGAAGUCAUGUGUACUUACUCUGUAGUCCUACAGGAUUAUUAUAAUACAAGCUAAAAAAAACAUGGAUUAGCAGGUUGUCUUUACCUUGGUUUAUAUAGUUAAUUAUAAUUGUUGUAAUCAGUUAGUUAGAAGUUUUUCCUUAGAACAUUUUACACUCCACACAAAAUAAAACCCCGCCCUGCCGCCAUCUCCCCUCCCAAACCCUUCCCCACAACCAAUUAACCUUCAUCGGGCAUUUUUGUACAUUUUUCUCUUCUUUUUUUUCAUUUUGUGAUACUUUUUGCUGUGUUACUGCUUAUGGCAUGAUAUUUUGUCAGAACCUUUCUUUUUGGUCAACAUUUUUAAAUCCAGUGUUUUUUACUCGUACAUGUUUUUUAUACUUGAUUGAUUCAUUUUGUACACUCUGGACACCUUCGUGGCAAAAAUGUACAUGUCCAAAAAAUUUAUAUUAAAUCAUCACAUAUCAAUAUUGUUUUCAUUCAUAAAUCACUUAAACAACUUCUAACUUGCUCAAAACUACCAAACAUUCAAUCAUUUUCAGGAUUUUAACCAUUUUAAAUGCCAGUUUAAUUCUUUGAAGUUAUUAUUAUUUAUGAAAAACCCAACAGAACAUUAAUUAUUUUCCAUGAAAUAAAUUGUAGGGGAAUGGGGCUUUGGUAGUGAUUAGAGUCUUGGAUAUGUCAAAGAUUAUCAACAAAACUGAUUUGAUUGCAUUAGUAUUUUUGAUGUAGUGCCAGAUACUCUCUCUGGACACCUUUGUGGACA